CCCGCGGCGCACUGUUACUGCGGGCACCAGUUCGGCAGCUUCGCGGGGCAGCUCGGCGACGGCGCCGCCAUGUACCUGGGCGAGGUGCUGGGCCCGCGGGGCGAGCGCUGGGAGAUCCAGCUCAAGGGCGCCGGCAUCACCCCCUUUUCCCGACAAGCUGAUGGUCGGAAAGUCCUGCGGUCGAGCAUACGGGAGUUCCUGUGCAGCGAGGCGAUGUUUCACCUGGGAAUACCAACAACAAGGGCUGGGACAUGUGUGACGUCUGACUCAAAAGUCGUCCGUGACAUAUUUUAUGAUGGGAAUCCAAAAAAUGAGAGAUGUACAGUUGUUCUGAGAAUAGCCUCCACAUUUUUAAGAUUUGGUUCGUUUGAAAUUUUUAAACCUCCUGAUGAAUACACUGGACGCAAGGGUCCCAGCGUUAACCGAAAUGAUAUUCGAAUACAGAUGCUUGAUUAUGUGAUCCGCACUUUCUACCCAGAAAUCCAGGAGGCUUAUUCAGAUAACAGUAUUCAGAGGAAUGCUGCUUUCUUCAAAGAGAUAACCAAACGAACCGCAAGAUUGGUGGCUGAGUGGCAGUGUGUUGGGUUUUGCCAUGGUGUGCUGAACACAGAUAACAUGAGCAUCGUUGGACUGACCAUUGACUAUGGCCCUUUUGGAUUCAUGGACAGGUAUGACCCUGAGCACAUUUGCAAUGGUUCUGAUAAUACAGGGCGCUAUGCUUACAACAAACAGCCAGAGAUUUGCAAGUGGAACCUGGGGAAACUUGCUGAAGCUCUAGUUCCAGAGCUGCCUUUGGAAAUAAGUGAACUCAUCCUGGAAGAGGAAUAUGAUGCAGAAUUUGAGAAACAUUAUUUGCAGAAGAUGAGGAAAAAACUAGGCCUAAUCCAGCUGGAAUUAGAAGAAGAUAGUAAGCUAGUAUCUGAGCUCCUUGAAACCAUGCAUCUCACAGGUGGAGACUUCACAAAUAUUUUCUACUUGCUGAGUUCAUUCUCAGUGGACACUGAUCCUUCAAAAUUUGAAGAUUUCUUAGAAGAGCUUACAAGUCAAUGUGCUUCUGUGGAAGAACUGAAAGUUGCUUUCAAACCACAGAUGGAUCCAAGACAACUGUCAAUGAUGCUGAUGUUGGCUCAGUCUAAUCCGCAGCUGUUUGCAUUAAUUGGAACAAAAGCUAAUAUAAAUAAAGAAUUAGAACGCAUUGAACAAUUCUCUAAACUGCAGCAGUUAACAGCUGCUGAUUUACUCAGCAGAAAUAAAAGACACUGGAAGGAAUGGCUGGAGAAAUACAGAGUCCGUUUGCAAAAAGAAAUAGAAAGUGUUGGUGAUGCUGAUGCCUGGAACACUGAUCAUGUGAAGGUCAUGAAUUCAAACAAUCCAAAAUAUAUCUUGAGAAAUUAUAUUGCCCAGAAUGCCAUAGAAGCAGCUGAAAAUGGGGAUUUCUCAGAGGUAAGAAAUGUACUGAAACUUUUAGAGCAUCCAUUCCAAGAAGCAGAAGGUUUCAGGGAGGUAAAGGAAGAUGCAGAAGAGGAGGGAGCAACUGCCACAGCAGCUGCUUGUGCUGAAGAGACCAGAAGCAAACUACCAUAUUGCAGCAAACCUCCACUUUGGGCUUCAGAGCUAUGCGUUACAUGAUCUUCAUAACUGCCUUGUUUUGUUUUUUGCUGUAAACUGAAGACUCUGAUUCUCCUUCAGCAGUGAAGAAUUCAGCAAGGCAAAUAUCAAAGUGCUAUUAAGUUAUUGAGGCAACCCUACAUUUGGAUGCAUCUGCAGCAUUCUUCAUCUGUCCUUAAUUGGAAGCAAUUGUUGAUCAGUGGAACAAACCAAUGACAAUUAACAGUUCCUAUACAUCAGUAAUCUCAGUGUUUUGAGGCUGAAAGUAUUUCCUUUAUCCAUACUACAUCACAAGUGUAAAGCAAUAUUUUAUGCUGAGGCAGGCUGAAUUUUGAACAUCCAAAUGCAGUUGUUGUUAUGUGAAGACAAAAAUAGCAAGACAGGAAUCUGAUCUGUUUUUGUCCGAUGUCUUAACUAAUAGUACUUCUAAUAUUUAUUUACUGCUUUCUCUAUGCAGGAACUUUUAGUCUUCUUUAUUGGAGGAACAAAUUCAGUGUUGCUUAUUUGAAGCUAUGUUUCAUUUAAUUAAGUAGUUCAUUUCUUGUGAACCUUCAGAUUGGUAUUUAAUCAUUAUCUAUUUUCAGAGAGUUUGUGCAGGGCAGGCUCAAGUUUGGAGGGAGGAAUCGAAUUUUUUUUAAGACCAGAAUUAAGGGAGUUUAUAUACAUUUGCACUUGAAAACUUAGUGAUGAAGUUUAUUCAGGCUCAGGAUGUUGCAUACAACAUGUGUAAAUAUUUACUAAACUCGUGAGUGCAGUUUGUAAGCCAGUUGCCUCGGGCAGGAUCCAUUAGCCAAAUUAGUGAACCUUAAACUACCCCAGCACUCAAAUCCGGGUUCACUGUGUAUUUUUUUCUGUGCUUCUAAGUCUCGCUGUAUGAGAAGCGUGUAUGUGGGGUGCCUGCUCAUCACACUGGUCAGUGGGGUUGUUCCAUUCCCAAUCUGGUCUUGCACCAUUUAGUUUACUUACAUGGUCUUUGAAAAAUCUUUAAGUUUGAAGUUGCCAUUCAGAAAUGUGCUAUUUGAGCUUGUGUGAAAGAUGAUGGAGGAUGUGGGAGGAGAACAGGAGCUGACUUGCUUGCAAGUUACUUAUUGGUAACAUUUCUGUUGAGGUUUCAGGGGAAAGUUGGUUGCCAUUAUUGCCACAUUAGCAAAAGAGAGUUGUUCUGUAAUUAGAUGUUACUUAGCUUUCUGAACUUCUUUCUAAAAGACUGUUACUGGUUCAGACACCUGCAAAGUUUGCUUUAAUGCAAAGGCUUCUCUUUUCCAAAGAGACCACUGUCUUACACUGUGAUUUAUGUGUACUCAAGUAAAUUCUUCCACUACCCCUGUGCAAGCUUGGUAUUAGCUCAGGUAGAAUUGUGCUCUUUUAAGUCUUCCUCUGUACAAGCUGUCAAAAACCAGGAAGAACAGUUGGACUGCUGCUUAUCUGUCUGUACUAAUAAUCAGUUUGUCCUCCUUAGUGCUGCAGUACACAGACUAUGUUUUGAAUGUAAACAUUCACUCUGUCCUGCCUUCAAGCUGAAGAAACUUAUUUAUGACAAACUAGAAUCUCUGACAAGUACAGCACUUUCUGUGAGGUUUUGGAGUUCUUGCAGAAAAGAACAAAAUAAAGGUGUAUUUACAUAGCCCAUGGAAGAACGGUGCAGCUGAAAGAGGAAGCACCUCGAAGAAGUAGGCAGCAAGUAAUGCCAGCCAGUGCAGCUGAUCAUCUUCUAGGAAUAAUCCAUUUUUGUGGGAGUUUGAGACUUUUAUUGAGGAUUAGCUUUCCUCUAAACUUGGGGUACUGGAAUCAAACCAUUUAAUGGAAACUUCUAGCAGAAAGUGAGGGCUGGGUAAAAAGGACUGCACCAGAGAGGGGAAGUGUGCUAGCAGUUUGAAAGAGGCUUCAAAUGUUUCCCUGCGGAAUCAGUGGUCUCUUACGGGGUGCCUGGUCCAGAAGGGGAGUAAUGGAGUGGGGAGAAGUUGCUCCAAGCUGAUUGACAUAACUGUGCUGAUUUUGCUUCUCAAUUUACAUCCUUCCGUGUGGGAAGCAAAGGGGAACAGAGUUUUAGAGGAGCUCUGUCCAAGCUUUUGGCUUAACAGAAUGGUCUAACAUGUAAUGAUUCUUAACCAUACCUAAGGGAUCAAGUCUUUUUAAUGGCAUCCUGAUAAUAAUUUAGGGACAUUGAGUAGAUCUGUAUUAGUAGCGGUAUGGAGAGGGAGAAUAAUAUUAUAACUCUGUGUUUGAACAUAUGAGAAUUUUAAUUAACUACCAAAUUGUUGUCACCUGUAAUGCCAAAAUCAUGGAGAUACUUUGAAAUAACUUACUAGCAAUGUCACCCUUAAAAAGGAAAAUGAAUACUACAGUGAGAAACAAAAA
Manacus vitellinus (golden-collared manakin) is the source of this 3966-nucleotide messenger RNA. It is a transcript of the gene SELENOO, whose product is annotated as selenoprotein O. The transcript has 9 exons. The record is from RefSeq and is a predicted model, not a curated record. Lineage: Eukaryota; Metazoa; Chordata; Aves; Passeriformes; Pipridae. The annotation marks the transcript as partial.